Coregonus clupeaformis (lake whitefish) is the source of this 1873-nucleotide messenger RNA. Its product is annotated as meteorin-like protein. The record is from RefSeq and is a predicted model, not a curated record. Lineage: Eukaryota; Metazoa; Chordata; Actinopteri; Salmoniformes; Salmonidae. Gene Ontology annotation, molecular function: hormone activity. Gene Ontology annotation, biological process: positive regulation of brown fat cell differentiation; energy homeostasis. Bases 270 to 1160 code for a protein of 296 amino acids. The transcript has 4 exons.
CUCACUGAAGUUCCAGUAAAGGAAUUCAAGCAGCCGCUGUCGGUUGUAGCCUACGAUAUAGUGGAUGGUUCUAGGUGAAGUAGUGCUUUUUUCGCUGUUCUACUGGCCUUUACCGGAAGAAAAAAAAAAUAACAACACUCGAAGACACUUUAACAAGCGAGCAGAACCGAUGGGGCCGUUAUGUCGUUGGAGUUACGCGGGUGGAUUUGGUUGUUUUAGUUGAGAAGAAGGAAAGUGUUGCGCUCGGAGCAACAGCGGUGGGAUUAAACAUGCUGACACCGAUUUUGGCAUACUUUCUAUCGGUUCUCCUGCUGUGUCGGAUAGCGUUCUCUCAAUACUCCAGCGAUCAGUGUAGUUGGAAGGGCAGUGGUCUAACCCAUGAGGGCCACACCCGUGAUGUGGAGCAGGUCUACCUGCGUUGUUCCCAGGGUUCCCUCGACUGGCUCUACCCUACAGGGGCCAUCAUCGUCAACCUGCGGCCCAACACCCAGUCCCCGGCAGCCGCCCGUCUCUCCGUCUGCGUCAAGCCCUCCAGGGACUCCCACGGGGCUAACAUCUACCUGGACCGGGCCGGGAAGCUGCGUCUGCUGCUGAGGGAGCAGGACCAGGCCCAGGGGAAGGUGACCUGCUUCAGCAUCCAGGAAGGGGCUAUGUUCAUAGAGGCCAUACCUCACAGAGACAUCAGUAAGAGGAUCACCUCGUUUCAGUAUGAGCUGGUGACAGAGAGGACCGGAGGUGGAGCCUUGGCUGGGGUGGAGCCACAUGCACUGUCCGCCCCCUGUCAGCCCUGCAGUGAUGCUGAGGUGCUGUUAGCCGUCUGCACCAGCGACUUUGUGGGGAGGGGCACCAUCCAGGGGGUGGAGCAGGAGGCGGAGCAGUUGUCGGUCACCGUGGCAAUAAGCCGCCUGUACAGACAGAAGACUCAGGUGUUUGUGUCAGGGGGGGUGAGAGUGAGGAGGUGGACAGGCAGGGUGAGGAUGCCCAGGCAGUGUGGGGUGAGGCCCGGCCCAGGGAAGGGGGAUGGAGACUUCCUGUUCACGGGGAGCGUAAGGUUCGGGGAGGCCUGGAUGGGGUGUGCCCCGAGAUACAAGGACUUCCUCAGACUGUACCAGGUGGCAGAGCAGAGUGGGACUAACCCCUGUCAUGUGGACACAGACUGAGGGUCAGGGAGCUACCUGGCCUGGAAACACCACCAAACACAAACUGAAGGUCAGAGAGCUACCUGGCCACACCCACAACAACAGGCCGCUUCCUGAAUGGACAGCAGACCCAGGUCUGAGCCUAAUGUGGACACUAACUGAGAGGGGCGCAGACAGACAGAUGGACAGACAGUCUGCUGCAGACACACAGAUACCUUCUCCUUCUACGGUCUUCCUGCUCUGGAGCUCCUGAAUGUUGCCAAGCAGCACUGUGACUGUUGGACCAAUUUCUCAACGCCAACGUUGUUGUUGUUGUGGAAUGUUCUAAGACUGUUCUAGAAUGUUCUAAGACUGUUCCAUUGGAAUGUUCUAAGACUUCUAUUCUCUGAGAAGUACAUCAACUGUCAGAUGAUGUGAGGUUUCUAAUGUAGCAGACCCUCUUUGGAACUAAUGUGUAUAAAAUGUUGUGGAUAAAAUGUGCAAGAUGAAGAUUUCUGAAACAGAGGAUCCAACUGCUUUGUGAAAAGCUUGAUGUACAGUUUUGAAGAUGUUUCUUAUGAAAGAAAUGUAUACAUUUAAAGCCUGCUUUUUAUUUGUGAUUUAUUUUGUUUUUUAAAUGUAGAAGUGCAAUUUACAGCCUUUAUUAUGUCCUCAGGCUGUUGAAUUAUAAAACCCAUUUUUUUCUUUUUUCUUCUUCUUUUUUUUAAUUAAAAGUUGUAUUCCUUGGAACAUCG